Molecule: messenger RNA, 2081 nt
Organism: Condylostylus longicornis
Lineage: Eukaryota; Metazoa; Arthropoda; Insecta; Diptera; Dolichopodidae
Product: phosphoglycerate mutase 2-like
Exons: 5
Coding region: 583-1356 (257 amino acids)
Biological process (GO): glycolytic process
Molecular function (GO): intramolecular phosphotransferase activity
Source: RefSeq, a predicted model, not a curated record
AUUGUUUAAAGAAAAAAAAAGAAAAAUAUGUAUUUAAAAAUGAAUAUUUCAUAGAAAAUACAAAAGAAAAAUCAAUUGGGGUAAGAAACGAAAUUAGUAAUAAUUUCAAAGACUCAAAUGGAUUUGAAUUUAGAGACUUAUUUCCUAUUGGAAUAAAUUGUUUUAAUUUUCAUCAUUCAUCUUUUUGGCUGAUCAAAUAAAUAAAAUACAUAGAUACAUAUAAGAAGCAAAAAUUUAUAAAGAAGAUAAUUUCUAUUUAGAAUUUUAUCUUAAGACAACAAACAAAAGUGAUAUACUACUUAAUACAGCACACUAAAUGGAAGAAAUAUAUAAAUAAGAUAAUACCAGCAUCAUCUACUCUCAUUCUGGCAAUGAAUCUGUAACAUUUAAAAACGUAAAACAAAAUUUAACGACGAUAUACAUAUAUAAUUAAAAAAAAAUAUUUUAAUCAAGAGACUGAAUUUUUGAACAACUUGAACAAAAUAGUUACAAAUAAAUUUUUACCAAAGAAACCUCAAAAUUUUGUACAAAAUUAAAUUUAUUUAAGGCAAACAAACUCGAUUAAAUACGAUACACAAAAAAAUGGAAUGCGAAGCAGUUAAAGUGUAUUUUGUACGACAUGGUGAAAGCGAAUGGAAUAAAAUGAAUUUAUUCUGUGGAUGGGUGGAUGUUGACUUAAGUGAAAAAGGUCUUCAAGAUGCGACAUCUGUUUCAUCAGAAGCUUUAAUUACUGAAAAAGUUAAGUUUGAUAUGGCAUUUACAUCAGCUUUAAAACGAGCAGAUCAAACUCUAAGAAUUAUUUUAAAAAAUUUACAUUUAGACAAUAUUCCUGUUUAUUCAGCUUGGCAAUUAAAUGAACGUCAUUAUGGAAAUUUAACCGGAUUUAAUAAAAGGCAAACAGCUGAUUUAUAUGGAGAAGAGAAGGUUCAAAUAUGGCGCCGUAGCUAUGAUGUUAUUCCACCGCCAAUAACACCGAAGAAUCCAUAUUAUGAAGUUAUACGCGCGAAUCCAAAAUUUAAAUGUAUACCAGAAAAUGAAUUUCCUGAUUGUGAAUCAUUAGAAACAACAUUAAAGCGAGUAGUUCCAUUUUGGGAGAAUGUUAUUGUGCCAGAAAUAAAGAAAAGGAAAAAUAUUUUGAUAGUUCUUCAUGGUACAAGUUUACGGGCAAUCAUAAAGCAUAUUGAAAAUCUUAAUGAAGAUAAUAUUAUUAAAUUUAAUGUACCAAAUAGCAUCCCAUUUUUUUAUGAAUUUGAUGUUAAUACAGUGAAAAUUAUCAAUAAAAUAAAAUUUUUAGCUGAUGAACAAGUCGUUGCUAACGAAAUGGCAAAAGUUGCUUCUAUUGGAAAAAGUAACUGAAAAAUGUAGAAUUAAUUUUAAAAUCUAUCAAGUUAUUUUUUGUUUUUUUUUCCUGAAGUACAUAAUGUACAUUCAUUGAUGUUUGUUAUUUCUUACUCAAAAAAUCAGUGUUGGUUUCUUAUUUAUUGUCGUACGAUUUACAUUGAAUAUAAGUUUUUACUAAUAUAUAUUACACAAAAUAUGUACAUAUAUUUUUAUAUAUUCAAAAAUAUAUUUUAAUUCAGGCUAUAUUUAUUUAUUUAAGUGAAAUAUUAAUGUAAAAUUGAAUUUUAAGUUUUUUGUUUUUUUUUUCUUUUGUUCCUAAUGUUAAUUGUAUUAGCUUUAUUUUUGUAACUAUGUAUAUAUUAUUAAUAAAAACAGGAAAGCUUGAAUAUUGAAAAACAAUUUUAUAUAAAAUUCAUUACAAAUUAUUAAACCUCCUAAUUUUUAGAAGGUGCUAACCGCUUUUGAAUUUUGCAUAAUAAAGUUAAGGAAAUACCUUAACACAUUGACUCUAAAUCAUUUUUGCUUGUGCUUACCAAGAAGCUCACAAAAUUUUUUGGGUAAUAUUUAUCUAUGUAUGUAUAUAUUUAAAAAUACGUGUAGGUUUCUAGAUACUUCGCAUUGCGACUUUGGCAAUUAAAAACAUCCCUUAAAUUUCGUGUUUUUGGUGCUUGGACCUCGUUUCUCUUAUUGCUUUUUCCUGAAAAUUUUAUAAGAGUUACGGCGAAAUUAAUUAAUAAAGC